This is a messenger RNA of Purpureocillium lilacinum, 3180 nucleotides long. The record is from RefSeq and is a predicted model, not a curated record. NCBI's taxonomy places the organism in Eukaryota, Fungi, Ascomycota, Sordariomycetes, Hypocreales, Ophiocordycipitaceae.
AUGCCUUCCGCAACCCCACACGACAAACAUCCUGAGAUUCUUGAUCUAACGAUAGAGGAUCCAGGAGCCUGGUCGUCGAGUGACGAGUCUGGAACCGACGACGAAGGGCAGAAGCAUACAGACAACCGCGAGCAAGAUUCUGCCGGCAAUGGAAGCUUCAAACCAGCCGACCCGGAAGUUCCCGCCACAUCGACGACCAAGAACAUCAGCAAAAUCCGUGGAGAUUUCUUUCAGAAUUUCAUCGGGUCCUGGAUCAAGGCAGAAACGCAGCUAAAGGACGAGGACUUCGAGGAGUCUAUUCGAGAAUGCAUGGCAAUUGAUACGCAGUCCUCCGAGCCAACCUAUCUCCAUUCUGUUGUUGCCGACAGAAUCCUUAGCCCGGACCAAAAGAAAUUUCUGUUUCGCAUCGCCUUUCGGCUAGACCCAGCUCAAGUACAUCAUACAGGCGGCAAGGAAGUUCGCUCCGCACUGCACCUUGCGGCUCUGUCAGAUCCCCAAUGGGCCGCCAAGGGAUUGAAGAGUGGGAAGAAGCAUGCAGUGGAAGAAAAAGAAGACCCGGGCUUGGUGCCAUUCAUUUGUAGCCUGCUGAAAAGCACCGUCAGCGGCACUGAAGCAGCCGCGGCCAUCGCUGUAGCUGAUGCCUGUGGAGAUACAUGCCUGCAUAUCGCGAUCCGCCGGGACAUCGUCGGUGUGAUGGACCUCAUCGACCUCAGUGACAAGACCACCUUCGAGAAGAAGCGUACCGGCGAUGGCGCGACGUUGGGAAACACUCCGCUUCAUGAUGCUCUGGAUUUCCAAUGGUAUCAUGUGCAGGCACCGGCCUGCAAGACAAAAGAGUUGUUGGAGAGCAUGGACAUUGACGAGCCAACUGCGUCUAGCAAGUCUGCAACAAAUGGUGGACAAGAAUCGGCCUGCAAAGAAUGUAGAGUCCGAAAUCGCAAAUACCGCGACACCAAGAAGAGACGGCGUGGGAUCGUCGGCGAGAUUCUGCGAACCUUUCCCGAUGCUCUCGCAAUGCGAAACGGGUUUGGGCUGUCUCCCUUCCUCUACCACCAACUUACCAGGGAGAAUACGGUUGGAAAACUGCAAAGUAAUGGGACUCCUGAUCUCGCGACCCAGAAAGAGCCCCCUCCAACGCCGACUGCAGUGAAGGAGCCGCGAUCUGGAAAAGUUCGGAGGGUUCCAACACAUCUAGUCUGGGGAGCUGAUUCGGGAUCAGAAAGCGUCGACAAACAGCCGAAGAAUCCCAAGGGUUUGGAUAAGCAGAAGCCCAAGAUGACUGCUCCUGGCCCGUCGUCGAACGGUACGACGAUGCUUGCACCAGACUCGCCGCAUCCUUCGAAGAAGAGGUCUAGCGGCUCUCGAGAAUGCCACGAUCCGGGCACUUGGCAUCAUCUCUCCAAUGAGACAAUGAAGCUUUUGAUAGAGAAGUCUUUCUCUCUCGGAGGCCGUUAUCGGGAUGCCUGCCACUGCCUCUUCCAGGAUCGAAAUUUGGUGACGGACGAUCAAGGGCACGGCCGUCGAGAUAGCUGGGAGCCGCCAAGAAGAAUCACGCCGCAGACAAUAAAGAGUUAUGAUUUUCUCAAGUUCGAGCCCAUGAUGGCGCUACUGCGCAUCAGGCUGACCCCUGAUCCCUGGGCAACCACACCCCUGACGUCGGAUCGAAGCUGGGAAGUGAUGACACGAGACGACGAGGACGCACUUGAAGCAUUCUUCACGUGGCUUAAGGGGCCCAAAGGAGUCACGACGAUACUCAAGCUGGUCGUCAUGGAGAACCAAGACAGGCCGUGCAGCGAGCGCGUAGUGAGGGAGUGCUUGAAAGGUCUUGACGUUCGAUACCUGGACUGGAAGAGACGAGACAUUUGCGUCGACACUCUCUUGGUAGUUCCUAAUAUCGUCGAGCUUUGGCUCUACUCAAGCGGUCUGAAUGCUGUGCUCUGCGGGUGGUCCGACGAGCACGGAUUGGGAAGGUUCACAAAGCUCAGAAGAAUUGCCAUCAGUUCCGGUAGAGGGUUUGAAGCCGAAGAUGUUAGGAAGGACAACAUGAAGGUGUUCGAGCGGAGGCUCUUGAAAUGGCACGAGAUAAAGAAGAGUAAAAUCGUGCCGGAAAUCUCUAUCACACCUGAGCCUGAUCGUCAAGACACCAUUGACACAAAUGACAACAUGACGAAGAAGAACUCAGCAGCUCAGUACCACCCAUGGUUUGAACAUAUUCGCCAAUUCACAGCAUCCUUACAGGGGGGGAUUGGCCAGCUACAAGAUGAUGACUUCAUCAAGAUCGCCCUCAUUGACGACGGAGUAGACCCAGAAUAUGAGAAUCUGGGCUACUUCUUACAUAGAUGUGGCUGGCCACCGGCCUCCAAAAUCACAUAUGGGGAUGACGGCAGCCACGAGGGUCUGCGCGAACAGUGUUUCUAUCCCGGCAGAGAACAGCAUGGAAACAAGAUGGCGUGGCUAAUCACACAAGCUUGCCCCUUCGUCAAAAUUUAUGUUGCGAAAGUGGACGCUGUGCAGAACGAACACCUGCCUCAUCCGUCAUUCAAAACCUCAGAAGCAGUCAAGGCCAUUGAAUGGGCGACCAAGGGGAAGAAAGUCGACAUCAUAUCGAUGAGCUGGAAUGUGCAGCGGAACGAAAACCACCCUGACAUCACAAGCUUGCUGGAAGCCGUCCGGAAGGCCAGCAACGCCAACAUCCUCAUGUACUGCGCAGCGAGCAACACCAAAGCCACGACCAAGUCGAACGAUCCCUACUUCCCUGGCGGGUUCAACGAGGUGACGGCCAUUGGUGCCGCCGACUGGGACCAGAUACGCAAGCCCUACGUUGGCGGUGACGCCGACUACCUAUUUCCAGGUGAUUACGUUCUCAACGGCCCUGACGGAAAGCCGACCAAGGAGGGAGGCAACUCGGCCGCUACAGCCCUGGCGGCAGGUAUGGCUGCGCUAAUUCUCUUCUGCAUCAAGAAGAGCGGGGAAGAGAUUCGCACCCCGGCGAGGACUGGCAUGGGAAAAGUCUUCGGCGACCUUCUCCGUGUCAGCGGGGAAACUGUCAACUUUGUGGACAUCAAAAACCUGGUUUCCCAGAACAGCGACAAGUCCUGGCCGUCACAUAAAGCCGUUGUGGAUCGCGCCCAAUCUUUGAUUGCAGGAUCGACAGAGUCCAAGACUCGAAAGACACGGUGA